Mugil cephalus (flathead mullet) is the source of this 3991-nucleotide messenger RNA. It is a transcript of the gene ipo9, whose product is annotated as importin 9. Lineage: Eukaryota; Metazoa; Chordata; Actinopteri; Mugiliformes; Mugilidae. The record is from RefSeq and is a predicted model, not a curated record. Gene Ontology annotation, cellular component: nuclear envelope; cytosol. Gene Ontology annotation, biological process: protein import into nucleus. The transcript is spliced from 23 exons. The coding region runs from base 158 to 3289 and encodes 1043 amino acids. Gene Ontology annotation, molecular function: small GTPase binding.
CCCACGCAUUGGCGCGCUUCGCCUCUGCCCGUGGCUCUCUGCUCCUCCCCGGCUGGUUGGCUGAUGGUUGGUGGUGGCGGCAGCGGUGGACUGACUGACUGACUCUGAGUGACUGACUGACCGAGUUUAGCGGGCUGUGAGUGAAAACCCGGCAGACAUGAGUGCGGCGGGUUCUGCUCGUCCCGGUUCGUCCACCGGCCCCGUCCAGCAGGGACUGAAAGAGGCUCUGAUGGAGACACUGACGGCCAUCCUGUCCCCGGCUCAGGAGGUGCGCGCCGCCGCGGAGGAGCAGAUCAAAGUCCUGGAAGUGACAGAGGAGUUUGGCGUCCACCUGGCAGAACUCACAGUUGACCCUCAGGGAGCUCUCGCCAUCCGUCAGUUGGCAUCGGUCAUCCUGAAGCAGUAUGUGGAGACUCACUGGUGUUCCCAGUCAGAGAAAUUCAGGCCUCCAGAAACCACAGAUCAGGCUAAAGCCGCCAUCAGGGAGCUGCUGCCAGGUGGUUUGCGGGAGUCGAUCAGCAAAGUCCGCUCCAGCGUUGCAUACGCCGUGUCCGCCAUCGCCCACUGGGACUGGCCCGAGGCGUGGCCACAGCUGUUCACCCUCCUGAUGGAGAUGCUGGUCAGCGGCAACGUCAACGCUGUGCACGGGGCCAUGAGGGUCCUCACAGAGUUUACUCGGGAGGUGACUGACACACAGAUGCCGCUGGUGGCUCCAGUCAUCUUACCUGAGAUGUACAAGAUCUUCACCAUGGCCGAGGUUUACAGUAUCCGCACCCGCUCCAGAGCAGUGGAGAUAUUCACCACCUGUGCCAACCUCAUCUGUGCUAUCGAAGAGCUGGAAAAGGGUGCAGCCAAAGCGCUGAUCUUCCCCGUGGUUCAGCAGUUUACAGAAGCGUUUGUGCAGGCCCUGCAGAUGCCUGAUGGACCCUCGUCUGAUAGCGGCCUCAAGAUGGAAGUCCUGAAGGCAGUGACUGCGUUGGUGAAGAACUUCCCCAAACCCAUGGUGUCGUCCAUGCAGCAGAUUCUCCCCAUCGUGUGGAACACCCUGACCGAAAGUGCAGCUUUUUAUGUAAGAACAGAAGUCAACUACACAGAGGAAGUGGAAGAUCCAGUUGACUCUGAUGGUGAGGUUUUGGGCUUUGAGAACCUGGUGUUCAGCAUCUUCGAGUUUGUGCACACGCUGCUGGAGAACAACAAGUUCAAGAGCACGGUGAAGAAAGCUCUGCCUGAACUCAUCUACUACAUCAUCCUGUACAUGCAGAUCACCGAGGACCAGAUCAAAGUGUGGACGGCGAAUCCUCAGCAGUUCGUUGAGGACGAGGACGAUGACACCUUCUCCUACUCUGUCAGGAUCUCCGCUCAGGAUUUGCUGCUGGCUGUCGCUGCAGAGUUUCAGAAUGAGAGUGCAGCGGCGUUGGCAGCAGCUGCCACCAGACACCUCCAGGAGGCAGAGCAGGCCAAGAACAGCGGCAAUGAGCACUGGUGGAAGAUCCAUGAGGCCUGUAUGUUGGCCCUCGGCUCAGUCAAGACAAUCAUUACAGAGAAUGUGAAGAACGGUCGGAUCCAGUUUGACAUGCACGGUUUUCUGGCCAGCGUCAUUCUGGCCGAUCUCAACCUGGCAGCGGCGUCUCCGUUUCUCCUUGGCCGAGCUCUGUGGGCAGCCAGUCGCUUCACGGCAGCCAUGUCUCCCGAACUCAUCCAGCAGUUCCUCCAGGCCACCGUCAGCGGCCUCCACGACAGCCAGCCGCCCUCCGUCCGCAUCUCUGCAGUCAGGGCCAUCUGGGGGUACUGUGAUCAGCUGAAGCUGUCGGAGAGCACGCACGUCCUCCAGCCCUUCCUCCCCAGCAUCCUAGAGGGACUGGUCCAACUAGCUGCUCAGUUCAGCUCCGAGGUGCUGACUCUCGUCAUGGAGACGCUGUGCAUCGUCUGCACCGUGGACCCGGCCUUCACCACCAGCGCCGAGAAUAAGAUCUGCCCCCUCACCAUUGCUAUUUUCCUCAAAUAUAACAAUGACCCCGUGGUGGCGUCCCUGGCUCAGGACAUCUUUAAGGAGCUGGCACAGAUCGAGGGCUGCCAGGGGCCCAUGCAGAUGCGUCUCAUCCCCACGUUGGUCAGCAUCAUGCAGGCUCCCACCGACAAGAUCCCCUCCGGUCUUUGCGCUACCUCCAUAGACAUCCUGACCACAGUGGUCCGAAACACCAAACCCCCUCUGUCGGAGAUACUGGUGUGCCAGGCGUUCCCCGUGGUGGCGCAGUGCACCUUACGCACCGACGACAACACGAUAAUGCAGAACGGCGGCGAGUGCCUGCGGGCGUACGUCUCCGUUGCCCUGGAGCAGAUCGCUCAGUGGAGGGACGAGCAGGGGAACAGCGGCCUCUGGUACGUCAUGCAGGUGGUCAACCAGCUGCUGGACCCCCGGACCUCCGAGUUCACAGCCGCCUUCGUGGGCAGACUGGUGUCCACUCUAAUCUCUCGGGCGGGAACGGAGCUCGGGGAGCAGCUGGACCAGAUCCUCCGAGCAAUUCUGAGCAAGAUGCAGCAAGCGGAGACUCUAAGUGUCAUGCAGUCUCUGAUCAUGGUGUUUGCCCACCUGGUUCACUCUCAGCUGGAGCCUCUGCUGGAGUUCUUGUGUAGUCUGCCCGGACCAACGGGGAAGCCAGCGCUGGAGUUCGUCAUGACAGAGUGGAUGAGCAGGCAACACCUGUUCUACGGACAGUACGAGGGCAAAGUCAGCACGGUUGCCCUCUGUAAGCUGCUGCAGCACGGCCUCAACACAGACGACAAACGUCUCCAAGACAUCGUGGUGAAAGGGGAAGAAAUCUACAACCCUGACGACGGCAUCCGCACACGCUCCAAAUCUGCCAAGAACCCGGAGCGAUGGACCAACAUUCCUUUAUUAGUGAAGGUCUUCAAAUUGAUCAUUAAUGAGCUGUCGACUGUAGUGGAGGCGAACGCCAGCAGGGCCAACGCAGCGGACUGGAGCCAAGAUUCCAGCGGUAUGUGGGAGGACAACGAGGAGGAAGAGGCGGAGGAGGACGAUGAGGAGGAUGAAGGGUUGGCGGGGCAGCUACUUUCUGAUCUCAUCGCCUCUAACAAAUACGAUGAUGAUUAUUAUGAGGACGAUGAGGAGGACGAUCCAGAUGCCUUGAAAGACCCCAUAAAUCAGAUUGAUCUGCAGGCUUACCUCACGGACUUCCUGACACAGUUUGCCCAGCAGCCAUGUUACAGCAUGUUCUCAGGCCACCUCAACACAGCUGAGAGACAAACCCUGCAGUCAAUAGGCCUCUAGCCCUGCCGUCUGCUGCUCCAACACGUCAUCAUCUUCCAUCUACGACGCCACAGAUCGCUCUUCUAUUGCCCCCCUCACUUAUGCUCUUAAGACGAAUUUGCAACAUGGGAAGACAGAGGAAGCAAACAAGGUGGGAAGAGACUCAUGAACUUACCCAUAACUCCCCUGUUUCUUCAUACGUGUGACGAGAUGAAGGACCGCAGGUGUUAAAAGUGAGGAAGAUGACGAGGUAAGAGACUGCACAGGUCUGCGUGAAGGAGGUCGGAGGCCUCGCCGUUUUGGAGUAACUUCAUCAUGGACGAGAGGAUCGAAUGAAGACGUCACGGGUUCACAAAGAGGGCCAGAUGAACCGUGACAUAUGAACAGACUAUUUCAUCAUGACCUGUUUGUAAUUUAGCUUGUUAUUUUUUUUUGUGUUCCUGUAUGAAUUGAGCGAAAACACUUCCAAGUGACUUUACGUCGAUUUAAGAAAAACAAAAAACAUGCUGAUGUUUGAGGGGGAGAGAAACGGCCUUAUAUUCCAGAAAGCAUUGACUGUUUCCGAUGGGAAAUGAAAAGCUCGUAGACUAGCUGUCAUGUCUCGGGUACGGUGGGUAUUUGGGAAUUCACACUGUUGCCAUGGUGAUUCACAGCCUUGUCAUUUCCUUGUACCCAUUUGAAUUUGGGAUGGAAAAAUUUCUAAAUAAAAGCCCCAAAAGGACA